Pelagomonas calceolata is the source of this 1041-nucleotide messenger RNA. The record is from the annotation of a GenBank genome assembly. NCBI's taxonomy places the organism in Eukaryota, Pelagophyceae, Pelagomonadales, Pelagomonadaceae.
AUGGUCGCAUCUCUACCAGACGACUGGCGCACGCCGCGGCCGCGCGACGAGGGCCUGCCCGCCGCCUAUCUCGGCAAGCCCCAUAUUGGACAAUUAGAACACACGAGCGACGUCAAGGCCGUGGCCUGGUCCCCGGACGGGACGAAGCUCGCGGCCGGCGGCUACGACAAGAAGAUUAUUGUGUGGGACGCCUCUACCCAAAAGAAGGUCCUGGAGGUGGACGUCGGCGACUGGGUCGAGUGCCUCGACUGGAGUGGGGAUGGAAAGACGCUGGGCUGCGGCGGCGGCUUCGACAAGCAGGGGAAGUUGUUCGACGCCGAGGACGGCGAGCUGCAGGAGACGCUGGACCACGGCGGCAUCGUCUACGCCUGCGCCUUCGCGCCGACGCAGCCGGUCUUCGCCUGCGGCUGCUUCGAGAAGAAGGUGACGCUCUGGCACAAAGAUCGGGGCCACCUCCUCCGCACGCUGUCGUGCGACGGCGUGCUCAAGGCGUUGGCCUGGCGCCCGGACGGUAGCAUGUUGGCGUCGGGCGGCUUCGACGCCGCCGUGACGGUUUGGCGGGCGGACGCUUCACGCACGAAGCAACCGGAGGAGAUUGUGUGGAGAUCCAAGCUCGACUCGAUCGCGGCCGACUGCCGCGACCUGGCCUACACGCCGGACGGUUCAAUCCUCGCGUCGUGCGACUGGGCCGACAAGGUCAUAGGCUUCGACGCGGCGACCGGAAAAAGAUUGUGGGAGAUAACGAAUCCCGCGGAGCAGCACUUCUUCGCGCUCGCGUUCUCUCCGGAAGGUGAUGUAUUCGUGGCCGGCGGCUGGGACUUCCGCGCGACGAUGUACCGUCUGGAAGAUAGGAAGAAGCUCGCGUCGGAGUACAUCGGCCCGGAGACGGAGGACCACGUCGGGGGCCAGACCGUGCGAUCCAUCAAAUUCGCGCCGGACGGCAAGACCGUCGCGUUCUGCUCCGACGACCGGUCCGUGCACCUCUGGGCGCGCGACGCGGCGACGCGCGUGAGCGUGGCGGAGGAGGUCGAGGUCGAGUAG